Momordica charantia (bitter melon) is the source of this 357-nucleotide messenger RNA. NCBI's taxonomy places the organism in Eukaryota, Viridiplantae, Streptophyta, Magnoliopsida, Cucurbitales, Cucurbitaceae. The record is from RefSeq and is a predicted model, not a curated record.
AUGUGCAAGCAGUUCGACUACUACGAGAUUCCAUGCUCCCAUGCUGUUGCUGCAGCCAUGUUUCGGAAUGUGAACAGGUACACGUUUUGUUCACCGAAAUAUAGUUUAGAGACACUAAUUACUGCAUAUGCUGAACCUAUCUAUCCACUGGAAGACGAGGACGAUUGGGUUCUGCCGAAUCACUUUGUCGAAUUCCCCAUCGAGCCCCCAAAGUACAUUCCUCGGGUUGGACGGUGGCAAACUAUACGGAUACCGUCUGCCGGAGAGCCGCACCAAGUUCAUAAAUGUAGCAGGUGUGGACUCCGAGGGCACAACUGCAAACCUUGCCGCCAACCAUUACGAACCACGGACGCUUAA